Messenger RNA from Zonotrichia albicollis (white-throated sparrow), 2570 nucleotides. Lineage: Eukaryota; Metazoa; Chordata; Aves; Passeriformes; Passerellidae. The record is from RefSeq and is a predicted model, not a curated record.
CAGGUUGUCCGCAGCCGCCUGGAGAAGAAGGGAAUCCCGGUGCACAACGUCAGGCUGAACGGCUCCGCCGCCAGCCACGUCCUGCACCAGGACAGCGGCCUGGGCUACAAGGACCUGGACCUCAUCUUCGGCGUGGAUCUGAAGAACGAGGACGUUUUCCAGCUGGUGAAAGAUGUGGUCAUGGACUGCCUGCUGGACUUCCUCCCCGAAGGAGUCAACAAGGACAAGAUCACGCCCAUGACCCUGAAGGAGGCCUACGUGCAGAAGCUGGUGAAGGUGUGCAACGAGACCGACCGCUGGAGCCUCAUCUCGCUCUCCAACAACAGCGGCAAGAACGUGGAGCUCAAGUUCGUGGACUCGCUGCGCCGCCAGUUCGAGUUCAGCGUGGACUCCUUCCAGAUCAUCCUGGACUCGCUGCUGCUCUUCGGGGAGUGCUCGGAGAACCCCAUGGCCGAGAACUUCCACCCCACGGUGACCGGGGAGAGCAUGUACGGGGACUUCGAGGAGGCCAUGGAGCACCUGCGGCACCGCGUCAUCGCCACGCGCAACCCCGAGGAGAUCCGCGGCGGGGGGCUCCUCAAGUACUGCAACCUCCUCGUCAGGGGCUUCAAGCCCAAGUCCGAGGUGGACAUGAAGGCCCUGCAGAGGUACAUGUGCUCCAGGUUCUUCAUAGACUUCUCUGACAUCGGCGAGCAGCUGCGGAAGCUGGAGUGUUACCUGCAGAGCCACUUCGUGGGCAUGGAGAGCAACAGAUAUGACUAUUUGAUGACCCUGCACAGGGUGGUCAACGAGAGCACGGUCUGCCUCAUGGGACACGAGAGGAGGCAGACCCUGAACCUCAUUGCCAUGCUGGCCGUGAGGGUCCUGGCUGAGCAGAACAUCAUCCCCACGGUCACAAAUGUUACCUGCUUCUACCAGCCGGCCCCUUAUGUCAGCGAAAUAAACUUCAACUACUACGUGACCCACGUGCAGCCCUUCCUGCCUUGCAAUCAGUCCUACCCCACGUGGCUUCCCUGUAACUGAGCCAGGACAAACCCCAGGGUCUGUCCUCCAAGGUAUUUCCGUGCCUUGGGGGGUUGGGAGGGUGGGGAGGGGGGAGCAAAAUGGAACCUACCGACCUUCCCAGAACUGCAACAAAAGGAAACUUCCUGGACUCUUGCUUGAGUGUCUCGUUCCUGGGAUUGUUGGGACGAGCCUUGUCUGCUGUACACUGUGAUGGGAAGUGCAGUGUUAUGGGAAUGACUCCUUAUGGAAUUGUGGAGGCAACGGGGUGGGUGGGGUGUGUGAGGGGAGACUGUAGAAUUACGCUAAGGUAGAGCUGCACUGCCCUGAAAUGGAUCUGAAUUGUGGUUUGUUUUUUUUUUAGUGCAGGAGGUGUUCUGGGUUUGCAAACUUGUGGUUUCUGCCGAGAGAAGCCAGGGUGGCUAAUUCCUUUGAAGGACCAAAGAAUCCUGUUUAAGUGCCUGUAACAAUAUAAACACAACUGUACUGUAAACUUUAUUAUUUUCUGCGGGGGCUGAUGGCCCAGAGCUCGAGUGGGGAAUGUCUGAGGAGGAAAAUGUUUCUGUCGUGGGUGGGAGGGUCGCAAGAUCAUUUCUUAUGCUGGCUGAGGCCAGAGCAGGUUCUGUGUGGCUGAGGGGUUUGGGCAUGACUUGCUCCCUGUGAAGGACCAGCUGGAGCCAAGAGCUGCCAAAGUGGGGCUGCCUAACCCGGGGGGUUGGAAAUGCCUGAAACUGGGAGCACUGGUGGAAAAUGCUGUGCAGGGCUUGCUGGAAAAAAGGCAGCAGGGACCUACACUUGGAUUUCUUCAAGCUCCCAAGUCUGCAGUGCCAAAAUGUAGUGAGGCAGAUGAUCUGUCCAGGAGCCUGCCCCAGGCUGCCAAACCUAAUCCUGUUUUUUUCUAGGGGAAUUUGAAAUGCUGCUCUUCCAAUUUUUUUUUUUUUUUUUUUUGACAUGCAGUGUGAUUUUAAUGCACAAAGCCACAGGCCAGCUGGGCCAUGGGGAAGGUGAGGCUUGUCCUUUGAAGCACAAAGCAUCCAGGUCACUGGUCAGUCAUUUCCAGCUGUCGCUGUGGCCUCCAGGGAGGUGGACAGACCUCUUCAUGCUGGAGAUCAUCCCUUGGGCAGGUCCCAUCUCCAAAGCAGCCCAUUCCCAGCUCUGUGAUUCCCUGGUAGCAUUUGAAAUUCAUUCUCUAGCUAGAAAUGGAGCCUGGGGGCAGAAGAAGGGGUGAGGUUAGUUGGCCUUAGGGAAACGAUGUCUUCUGAGCAGACGCUCUGGUGUUUGGAGGGUCUGGCUCUCGGUCCAGUGUGGCUCUGGAGCUGUUGAGUGUCCGGAGCACAGAGGUUUUUCGGGAGGUGCCUGGGCUGCCGAGCCCCAGAGUCUCAGGUUUCAGGGGCAGGCAGCAGGCAGGCAUUCCCCAGGGAUGCUGCUCGGGAACACCACCGCGGCUUCCUGCUGCUGACCUAUCCAGUACCUUUACUAACUCGUGUUUUUUGGGGUUUAUUUUUGUUUUUGUGACAAAACUGUAAUAGCCGGGCAGAUUGAAAUAAAGACUAGAUCCUUGGAAUGUG